Oryza sativa Japonica Group (Japanese rice) is the source of this 3111-nucleotide messenger RNA. RefSeq names its product flocculation protein FLO11. NCBI's taxonomy places the organism in Eukaryota, Viridiplantae, Streptophyta, Magnoliopsida, Poales, Poaceae. The record is from RefSeq and is a predicted model, not a curated record. Gene Ontology annotation, molecular function: phosphoprotein phosphatase activity.
CCCGGCUUUGACCUUGCCGCGCCCGUUACCAAAUCCGACGAAACCCACCGCCGUCGCCUCGCCGCCGCCGCCACCGCCAUCGCGCGCUGCCCUGCUCUCCCUGACUCCAUUGGUAGCCUCCGCGGAGGAGAAGGGGAGGCGGAGCCGGUGGGUGGCGGCGCCCUAGCCUUCCUCGAAACGGCGGCGCGAAGCCACCACCACCUCCACGGCGGAGGCGCUGCAGGCGGAGAAGGUGAUGGACGAGCCGGACGCUCCCGCCGCUCCUGCUCCAGUGGAGGGGGAGCCAAAGGGGAAGAAAUCCAAGUCAAACAAAGGAAAUAAGCAUAAGCAGCAGGAUUCCCUUUCUGCUGUAUCCGAUGCCAGUGCUGUUGUGACGCAUACAGAUUUGCCUGAUGAAUCUGGAAAUGGUUGCACGAGCGGGGAAGGUGCCACCACCUCCACAGCGCCGGCGCUAGAGGCAGAGAAGGUGGACAAGCGGGAGGCUCCUGCUGCAUCUGCUUCAGUGGAGGGGACGCAAAAGGGGAAGAAAUCAAAGGACAAGAAACGAAAGAAGCAUAAGCAGCAGGGUUCCCCAUCUGCUGUAUCCGAUGCCAGUGCUGUCGUGACGGAUACAGAUUUGGCCAAUGAAUCUGGAAACGGUUGCACGCAUGGGGAAGGUGUAUUACGAGAUGCUGAUGUUGCGAGUUCCAGAAGUGGCAAUGAUCUAACACCGGAUGUGGAUCGAACGCUGGGGAAGAGCAAGGCGUCGAAACGGCAAUGCGAUGCCACCACGUCCACAGCAGCAGCGCCGGAGGCAGAGGAGAUGGACGAGCGGGAGGCUCCUGCUGCUUCUGCUUCAGUGGAGGGGACACGAAAGGGGACACGAAAGGGGACGAAAUCAAAGGACAAGAAACGGAAGAAGCAUAAGCAGCAGGAAUCUCCUUCUGCUGUAUCCGAUGCCAGUGCUGUUGUGACGGAUACAGAUUUGUCUAAUGAACCUGGAAAUGGUUGCACGAGUGGGGAAGGCGCAUUACGAGCUGAUGAUGUUGUUGCGAGUAGUGGGCAUGAUCCAACACCAGAAAUGGAUCGAACGCCGGGAAAGAGCAAGACAUUGAAACAGCGGCGUGGCGGUGCCAUCUCCACGCUUGCGGUUCCGGAGGGGGAUAAGGAGGUGGAUGAGCAGGAGGCUCCUGGCGCCUCUGCUUCAGUGGAGGGGGCGGCACCAAAAGGGAAGAAAUCAAAGUCAAAAAAACAAAAGAAGCAAUCCCCUUCUGCUGUAUCUGAUGCCAGUGCUGUUGUGAUGGACACAGAUUUGGCCAAUGAAUCUGGAGGUGGUUGCAGGGGUGGGGAAGGUGCAUUACAAGAUGCUGAUGUUGUUGCGAUUCCCAGAGAUGGGCAAGAACCAAAAUGUCCUGAGGUAAACAGUGCUGAAGAUUUGGUGGCAGGAAAGAAAGGGAAUAAGGAUAAUAACUCCCAGCUCUGCAGCUCGUUGCAUGAGAGUUCUAUAGAAAGAAAAAGGAGAAAGAAUAGAGAUAGGCGGAGGAGAAAGAAGGAAAAUGCCAAUAGAAGGAGCAAUGUGCAGAAUCCUUCUUUGCUACCUGGUGCUGGUGAGGUUGUCUCGGUGGCAACAGCUGACAUGAAUAAUACUCCUGGCUCUAAAUGCAAGAAUCCUUCGCAACCUGUUGCUGACGAGGUUGGAUUGGUGAUGACAGCUGAUGGAAAUAUUUCUCUAGGCUCUGAAUGCAAGAAAUCAAACAAAAAGAUGAAGAGAAAUCAAACAAGUGUUCCUGAGGCACCCUCGGUGCAAAGGAUGGAUUUGGGUGAGACUGCUUCGGUUGGAGUGAUGGAUGGUGAAUGUGAAGUUCAAGCUGUCUUAUCCGAUUGCCAAAGUGCAAGGAGCGAUAGAUCAAAUAUAGCUCAGGCACACAAAGAGAAUUUUCGGCACAUCUACUCACCAAGAGGAUCAUUGAUAAGAUUUCGAAGGAAAAAACUUCUUAUUCUAGAUAUUAAUGGUUUGCUUGCGGAUAUCAAUCAGGACCACCACAAUGCUCACCUGUCACAUGCAAAGGUUCGGGGAAAAUUAGUCUUCACAAGACCCUACUGUGAUGAUUUUCUGAGAUUUUGCUUCGAGAACUUUGAGCUAGGGAUAUGGUCAUCGAGAUUGAAAGCAAAUGUGGAUUCGGUUGUAAAUAUCAUUAUGAAGAAGGAUAUGAAACAGUCCCUAUUAUUCUGUUGGGACAUGUCGAAAUGCACUGGUACUGGGUUUAAAACUCUUGAAAACAAAAACAAACCAUUAGUACUGAAGGAGCUAAAGAAACUGUGGAAUAAAGAGGAUCCUGAUCUUCCAUGGGAGCAAGAAGAGUUUUCACCUUCAAAUACAUUACUUGUGGAUGAUUCCCCUUACAAGGCUCUGGGCAAUCCGCCACACACUGCCAUUUUUCCUCACCCCUACAGCUAUCUUAACAAGAAAGAUGAUUCAUUGGGACCAGGUGGAGAUCUUCGGGUGUAUCUGGAGAACCUUGCUACUGCAGAUGAUGUUCAGCGCUAUGUACAGGAGCACCCAUUCGGUCAACCUUCCAUUACAAAGAGUGAUCGACAUUGGAAUUUCUAUGUGAAAAUACUUGAUAAACUGGAGAAGCCCUUUGCCUGAUGGCCCCGUUUGGUUCAGUCUGCUAAGCAUUGAGCAUUUGCAUGGGCAUGAAGUUUUUGACCCCUGGUUCUGUUUGCUCGCUUGACACACCUACCUGUAGCUACUUUUGUACUAGUUCCGUAGAGCCUUAGACAAUGGGGCAAUUGCCCAGUUUUGAUAGCUUGUUGUUUUGGUCCCUUCCUGUUCUGAACUAGUGAUGAGAUGGAAGAACGUAAUACCUGUUUGCCUGUAUUUCAGUCGCACGUACACUGAAUCAUUUAGUUUCCCGGCAUCAAGGGUAACAGGGUUGUAAUUGUUAGUUCCCAUUGGAAAAUUUUGGUGAACUAUUUGUUGUAACUUGUAAGAAUGUUUCAAGCUGUAACCUUUCUCCCUUGCACAAAGUGCUGUAAUCUUGUAACAAUCAUUGAACUCUCUGGUAACCUCAAUUCUGGCCAGGAACAGAACAAAAUAUUAUCAUUUUGAAUGUGAUUGGUUUGUCCAAA